AUGGCCACUGUCUCCACCAAGACCGCAACCCCCGUCAUGCCUCCCUCCUUCUCCAUGUCGCAGGACAUCUCCCGCGCUAUCAUGACAGCCUCAGUCCAGAAGGCAGAAAAGACCCGCUCAACCCUCAUCGACGGCAUGCCUCCCGCCCCUCCCCCAUCGCCCGUCAGCUUCGCCAAGAAGGGUUCCUACGAUCACAUCCCCAGUCUGAACCUGGAGUAA
Penicillium paradoxum is the source of this 219-nucleotide messenger RNA. RefSeq lists its product as uncharacterized. The coding region runs from base 1 to 219 and encodes 72 amino acids. Lineage: Eukaryota; Fungi; Ascomycota; Eurotiomycetes; Eurotiales; Aspergillaceae. The record is from RefSeq and is a predicted model, not a curated record. The transcript has a single exon.